Molecule: messenger RNA, 1573 nt
Organism: Ipomoea nil (Japanese morning glory)
Lineage: Eukaryota; Viridiplantae; Streptophyta; Magnoliopsida; Solanales; Convolvulaceae
Product: zeatin O-glucosyltransferase-like
Exons: 2
Coding region: 67-1470 (467 amino acids)
Molecular function (GO): UDP-glycosyltransferase activity
Source: RefSeq, a predicted model, not a curated record
AUCAAUAUUGUUAUAAAAACCUAUUCCGAGCCCGAGGCUUGUUAGAGCAAAUCCAAAUAUUUGAAGAUGGGAGAUCAGAAUAGCCAAAACUGCGGCAUAGGAGCAGAGGUGGUGGUAGUGAUGGUGCCUCUGCCGGCACAGGGCCAUCUCAACCAGCUCCUCCACCUCUCCCGCCUUAUCUCUUCCUACAACAUACCCGUUUAUUACACCGGAGCCGCCACUCAUCUCCGCCAGGCCAAGCUCCGAGUCCAGGGAUGGGAUCUUCUCUCCCUUUCUAAACUUCAUUUCCAUGAAUUCCCAACACCCUCUUUCGAAUCCCCUGAUCCAGACACCAAAUUCAAGCCACCCUCCCAGCUAGCGCCGUCCUUCCACGCCGGCUUGCUCCUCCGUGAACCCCUCCGCGACUUCCUCUCAAAUCUCUCCAAAAACACAAGGAGAGUUGUUGUGAUUUAUGAUUCUUGGAUGGCUUGGAAUGUUCAAGACAUUCCUUCCAUACCAAACGCGGAGUCUUACGCCUUCCAUAGCACUUCGGCUUUCUCUACGUACUCCUUCAUCUGGGAUAUUAUGCAGAAGCCGCCUCUGCCGCCGGAAGCUCAAGUACUGAAAGAUCUUCCAAAUCUUGAAACUUGUAUGCGUCCGGAGCUGGUUGAAUACGGCAGGCUUCAAAAUGAAGCCUUGAAGUUCAAUUCCGGAGCCCUUUUCAAUUCUUGCAGGAUGGUUGAAGGAGCAUUCCUCGACUUACUUGCGAAAGACCCCACGCUUAGAGCAAGCCAGCAAUGGGCUAUUGGACCAUUUAAUCCGGUAACCCUACCGGAGAAUAAAGAUUCCGGUAUGCGCCACAAAUGCCUGGCCUGGCUCGACAAACAAGAACAAAAUUCUGUGAUUCUCGUUUCAUUCGGGUCUUUAACUUACCUAUCUGAGGAACAGAUCAAUGAGAUCGCGAUUGGGCUAGCGGAGAGCGAGCAGAAGUUCAUUUGGGUACUUAGAGAGGCGGAUAAAGGAGACGUUUUCGUGGGAGAAGCAAGGAGAGCCGAGCUGCCGGAAGGAUACGAAGACGGAAUCAACGGCAAGGGAAUAGUGGUGAGAGAUUGGGCCCCGCAACUGGAAAUUCUCUCCCACCCAUCAACGGGUGGGUUCAUGAGUCACUGCGGAUGGAAUUCGUGUAUGGAAAGCAUUUCAAUGGGAGUGCCCAUAGCGGCGUGGCCUAUGCACUCUGAGCAGCCCAGGAACGCCAUGCUAAUCACCAAGGUGCUGAAAAUGGGUGUAGAUAUUGACGAUUGUAGCAGCGGAGAAAUGGUUAGCUCACACAGAAUCGCAGAUGGUGUUAAGAGAUUAAUGGGUUCAAGGGAAGGAGAUGAGAUGAGAAGAAGAGCAGAAGAACUAAGCCGCGACGUCAAGCUCUCAGUCAUGGAAGGAGGCGCUACUCGCUUAGAAAUGGAUUCUUUCAUUUCUCACAUCACCAGAGACUAGUGAUCAAGUGUACUAUUUUUAUUUUAUUUUAUUUUAUACAUUAUUGAAUGGUUUACAUAAUGAAUUAAGAAUUAAAUUGCCAUGACAAGUCAAAUUUCAAUAA